This is a messenger RNA of Branchiostoma floridae (Florida lancelet), 1572 nucleotides long. Its product is annotated as astacin-like metalloendopeptidase. The record is from RefSeq and is a predicted model, not a curated record. Gene Ontology annotation, molecular function: zinc ion binding; metalloendopeptidase activity. NCBI's taxonomy places the organism in Eukaryota, Metazoa, Chordata, Leptocardii, Amphioxiformes, Branchiostomatidae. The transcript has 11 exons. The coding region runs from base 1 to 1572 and encodes 523 amino acids. Gene Ontology annotation, biological process: proteolysis. Gene Ontology annotation, cellular component: membrane.
AUGGGGCUCUAUCUACUGGAUACGAUACAGAUAGGUCUGGAGAAGAAACUGGUCACAAGGAAAGAUCCUGACGAGGACCAAACAGACGUAGAUCUCAUCAUCGCUGAAAAUGAAGAAGCGGAUGAUCAUCUUCUAGAAGGAGACAUCCUGAUCGACUCCCAAAGCCAGUCUAAAUCGGCCACCAGGAACGAGAGGAAAAAAUGGCCGAAGAACGAGGACGGCAUUGUCGUCAUCCCCUACGUCAUAGCCAGCCGGGAAGAAUACUUGGAGAGGCAUCUGAACCAGAUCGAGGCCGUGAUGAGGGAGUUUGCGGCUCGGACCUGCCUACACUUCGUGCCGAGGACGGACCAGCACUCCUACCUGCGGAUCAGGAAGGCGAGAACCUGUUCUACCACCGUCGGCCGCAAGGGGGGCCCACAGACCGUGAACCUGAACGGCGCGUGUGCAAAGAGGAAGGGUUCGAUCCAGCACGAGCUGAUGCACACCAUCGGCUUCCUGCACGAGCAGUCUCGGGCCGACAGGGACAAGCACAUCAAGGUGCUCUGGGACAACAUCAAGACAGGACGCAAGGCUAACUUCAAGGCCGCCGGGGUUAAAGGUUACACGCUGCUGGGCCUGCCCUACGACACCCGGUCCGUCAUGCACUACGGUCCGAAGGCCUUCUCCCUGAACCGGAAGCUACCGACGAUGGUGCCCCGGGACCCCGCCACGAGGAUCGGGGGCAGCAGGGGCUGGACCAACCUGGACGUGCUGAAGGUGAACACGCUGUACCGGUGUGACGCCACAGUGACAGGUAAGCUGAUCCCGAAGUGGCAUCCCCACGGCGCCGGAGACCCCGGAACAGAACAGACGACACAUCGCGACAAACAGACGACAUCCAAGGAGGACGGCUGGUCUACCAAUGGAAACGGUUCUGUCACCAUGGCGACAUCUAUUGCCACAGCAGUGUCCGUCACCAAGGCAACGUCUGUUACCAUGCCAACAUCUGUCGCCAAGGUGACGUCUGUUACCAUGCCAACAUCUGUCGCCAAGGUGACGUCUGUCACCAUACCAACGUCUGUCCCCAUGCCAACGUUUCUCAUGGGGAUGACAACUGAUGAGGUCACAACAAUUACAAGGAAAGGCAAUGCCAGAGUUGUGUGUACAUUUGACGAAGACCUGUGCAGCUUCAAACAAGGUUCCAGGGAUGACUUUGACUGGAGCUGGAGUGAGAAGGGCAGAGGUACCCCGUCCAGACGGACAGGACCCAGAUCCGACCAUACCACUGGACAUGGCCGCUUUCUCUUCAUCGAAGCCACACACAAGGCACCUGGAAAGAAGGCCCGCGGAUUUUCACCUGUCUACAACACCACCGGGCAGCACUGUCUAACGUUCUACUACCACAUGCGGGGAAAGGGCAUCGGUUCUCUCAACGUCCAUCUACGCACCGUUGGCAUGGUAACCAACAACGUCAGGACACUUUGGUCGCUAUCUGGGCACCAAGGCAACAGGUGGUUGAGAGCGGAAGUGUCGUUUAAUACGACAGCGAAUUUCCAAGUAAGAUUUUUCAUAGAUUAUUCUUUAUUUCUAUAG